Molecule: messenger RNA, 1475 nt
Organism: Sesamum indicum (sesame)
Lineage: Eukaryota; Viridiplantae; Streptophyta; Magnoliopsida; Lamiales; Pedaliaceae
Product: methylsterol monooxygenase 2-2
Biological process (GO): lipid biosynthetic process
Molecular function (GO): oxidoreductase activity; iron ion binding
Source: RefSeq, a predicted model, not a curated record
UUCCCUGAUGCCUGAUAUUUGAUGGAGCGCAUUAGUUUGCUACGUGUAUGUAUCGGCAGCACAUCUCAUAUCGUAGUCGUAAAAAUCAAAAUAAAUAUAUAUGUAUUAAAUAAGCGGCGGGCACGCAGAUAUGCAGAUGCAAAGCGCUGAGAUUCCAUCGUGGCCCGUGACAGCCUGUCCCUUCUUCUCACUUCUUCCUUAGUUUGCUCCUCCAAAACAUCACACUACACACAUUCGCCUACACACAUUCGCUACUCUCUCUCUCUCUGUCUCUGUUAUUUCUCUUCUCCAUUUGUCUGGGAAGAUCAAGUCGAAACAUCUCGGUUCUGAUGGCGUCUAUCGUGGAGUCUGGUUGGAGGUAUCUCAUAACCCAUUUUAGUGACUUUCAACUGGCAUGUCUCGGAAGCUUCUUUAUUCAUGAGAGUAUCUUCUUUUUGUCGGGACUUCCAUUCAUAUUUUUGGAAAGGGCAGGAUGGCUGAGCAAGUACAAAAUUCAGACUAAAAACAACACAGCUGCUGCUCAAGAGAAAUGUAUCACUCGGCUAUUGCUUUAUCAUGUUUGUGUCAAUCUACCAGUUAUGAUCGUGUCAUAUCCUGUCUUCAGAUUCAUGGGCAUGCGAAGUACUCUCCCAUUGCCGUCCUGGAAAGUAGUCUCAACUCAGAUUUUAUUCUACUUUGUCCUGGAGGAUUUCGUGUUCUACUGGGGACACAGGAUUUUACAUACAAAAUGGCUUUAUAAGCAUGUCCACAGUGUCCAUCACGAAUAUGCAACACCAUUUGGAUUGACCUCUGAAUAUGCCCACCCUGCUGAGAUUUUAUUUCUUGGAUUCGCUACAAUAGUUGGCCCUGCCAUCACUGGGCCCCAUCUGAUAACGCUGUGGUUGUGGAUGGUUCUUAGAGUCCUUGAAACUGUUGAGGCACAUUGUGGAUAUCAUUUCCCCUGGAGUCUCUCAAACUUCUUGCCUUUAUAUGGGGGUGCUGAUUUUCAUGAUUAUCAUCAUCGCCUGCUGUACACAAAAAGUGGCAACUAUUCAUCAACUUUUGUUUACAUGGACUGGAUAUUUGGCACUGAUAAGGGUUAUAGAAAAUUGAAGGCCCUGAAGAGUGACGGAGACGAGGUGGCUCUGAAAGAAAUGUAGAAGUAAGAAGGAGAGCAGCGUUGGCUGCUUGUUAACAGAAUAGGUUCAUGAUGUUGGAUCAUCAUUUUGAAUGGUCUAAUAUGGUUCCUCAGCACUUGUGUGCAAUUGCAUUUAGUGUCCAAUUGCUGUUGUGAUCAACAUUUUGUGUUGUGUGGAACUAGUUCAUGUCUUGUUGUGGAUUUUUUGUCCUGCAUGAAUGCAUUUCCACCUUUAUUCACUUUAUCUUGCUGUCAUUACUCAGACCGAAUACCUUAGCUGAAGUUCCAAUAAUUGAUAUAUGUAGUCACCUGCCAUGAUAUUCAAUUCUUGAAGGGAAAUCAGAGUAAAUACUUCCAA